GUGGGGCCGCCCCGCCCCUCCGGCCCCGCGGCCCCGCCCCCGUCCGCCCCGCCCGCCUCAGGUGGGGCUGCGCGGCCCGCCCCGCUUCCUCGGGCGGCGUCCGGCAGCUUCUCUUCUCCUCGCAGAAGGGCAGGGCGGCGCCGCCGCAAGUUUUGACAUUUUGGCAGCGGAGGCGCUCGCGGGCACUCUCGGGCCGACGGCUGCGGCGGCGGCCAACCCUCCGGAGCCCCUUAGUCGCGCCCCGGCGCUCCCGCUGCCCGGAGUCCGGCGGCCACGAGGCCCAGCCGCGUUCUCCCGCGCUUGCUCGCCCGGCGGCCGCAGCCAUGUCCCGGGGGCCCGAGGAGGUGAACCGGCUGACGGAGAGCACCUACCGGAAUGUUAUGGAACAGUUCAAUCCUGGGCUGCGAAAUUUAAUAAACCUGGGGAAAAAUUAUGAGAAAGCUGUAAAUGCUAUGAUCCUGGCAGGAAAAGCCUACUACGAUGGAGUGGCCAAGAUCGGUGAGAUUGCCACCGGGUCCCCCGUGUCGACUGAACUGGGACAUGUCCUCAUAGAGAUUUCAAGUACCCACAAGAAACUCAACGAGAGUCUUGAUGAAAAUUUUAAAAAAUUCCACAAAGAGAUUAUCCAUGAGCUGGAGAAGAAGAUAGAACUUGACGUGAAAUAUAUGAACGCAACUCUAAAAAGAUACCAAACAGAACACAAGAAUAAAUUAGAGUCUUUGGAGAAAUCCCAGGCUGAGUUGAAGAAGAUCAGAAGGAAAAGCCAAGGAGGCCGAAACGCUCUCAAAUAUGAACACAAAGAAAUUGAGUACGUGGAGACCGUUACUUCUCGUCAGAGUGAAAUCCAGAAAUUCAUUGCAGAUGGUUGCAAAGAAGCUCUGCUUGAAGAGAAGAGGCGCUUCUGCUUUCUGGUUGAUAAGCACUGUGGCUUUACAAACCACAUACAUUAUUAUCACUUACAGUCUGCAGAACUACUGAAUUCCAAGCUGCCCCGGUGGCAGGAGACCUGUGUUGAUGCCAUCAAAGUGCCAGAGAAAAUCAUGAAUAUGAUCGAAGAAAUAAAGACCCCAGCCUCUACUCCCGUGUCCGGAACACCUCAGCCUUCACCCAUGAUCGAGAGAAGCAAUGUGAUGAGGAAAGAUUACGACACCCUUUCUAAAUGCUCACCAAAGAUGCCACCCGCUCCUUCAGGCAGAGCAUAUACCAGUCCCUUGAUCGAUAUGUUUAAUAACCCAGCCACGGCUGCACCGAAUUCACAAAAGAUAAAUAAUUCAACAGGUACUUCCGAAGAUCCCAGUUUACAGCGAUCAGUUUCGGUUGCAACGGGACUGAACAUGAUGAAGAAGCAGAAAGUGAAGACCAUCUUCCCGCACACUGCGGGCGCCAACAAGACCUUACUCAGCUUUGCACAGGGAGACGUCAUCACGCUGCUCAUCCCCGAAGAGAAGGAUGGCUGGCUUUAUGGAGAACAUGACGUGUCCAAGGCGAGGGGUUGGUUCCCGUCGUCAUACACGAAGUUGCUGGAAGAAAAUGAGACGGAAGCAGUGACUGUGCCCACACCAAGCCCCACGCCAGUGAGAAGCAUCAGCACCGUGAACUUGUCUGAGAACAGCAGUGUUGUCAUCCCCCCACCUGACUACUUGGAAUGCUUGUCCAUGGGGGCAGCUGCCGACAGGAGAGCAGACGCGGCCAGAACGACAUCCACCUUUAAGGCCCCAGCGUCCAAGCCCGAGACCACAGCCCCUAACGAUGCCAACGGGACUGCAAAGCCGCCUUUUCUCAGCGGAGAAAACCCCUUUGCCACUGUGAAACUCCGCCCAACCGUGACGAAUGAUCGCUCGGCACCCAUCAUUCGAUGAGAAGACGGCCAAGGGCUCUCCCGGGCCUCUCCGGUUCUCCCUCGCGGAAUGAUGGGCACGUCCUAACUCUAAUGUCGCCUGCCUAAGCAAAGCAUGCUUCUCUGUUUCACGUAGUUGGGUUGACACGGUUCUGCCUUUAAGAUAAAUGAGUAAUAGUCUAAUGACCAACUCAGUCAUUUAAAAUAUUUUCUUCCUAUUCUGUUCAAGAAACAGUAAAACUUGGUUUUAAUCUUUACUGUAUUUUUUUUAAUGAAUUUUUUUUCCUUAA
This is a messenger RNA of Rhinopithecus roxellana (golden snub-nosed monkey), 2127 nucleotides long. RefSeq names its product BAR/IMD domain containing adaptor protein 2 like 1 (gene BAIAP2L1). Gene Ontology annotation, biological process: actin crosslink formation; plasma membrane organization; positive regulation of actin filament polymerization. The transcript has 14 exons. Lineage: Eukaryota; Metazoa; Chordata; Mammalia; Primates; Cercopithecidae. The coding region runs from base 324 to 1859 and encodes 511 amino acids. The record is from RefSeq and is a predicted model, not a curated record. Gene Ontology annotation, cellular component: nucleoplasm; cytosol. Gene Ontology annotation, molecular function: protein binding.